AUGUCAUCUUUUGAGGAUCUCUUGCGUCUUAUUUCAAGAACAGGCACCAAAACUGUGCAGUGGUGUAGCGAGCAAAUGGGGGAUGAACAACUUAAGGUUCUUAUUGAUGCAAUGGAGAUUUCUCCUGUUCCUGUUGAAAACAUCAAUCUUUCGCGUAAUGAAAUAACUUCGGAAGGGGCCAAGUUACUGGCCGCUUUUCUUCAAAAUUCACCCAAGGUAAAGGAGGUGGAACUUGCGAACAACAAAAUUUGCGACGUCGGGGCGAAGGCAUUUAUUAAGCUUUUUGAUGCUCCUGAUUACCCCAGUUUCUUUGACCUCGAUGGGAAUCCGUGUUCAAGAACAUAUAUCCAUAACUUGGCGCUCUUGACUCAGGGCAGAACAUUUUCAGAAGAUAUUCGAAAGGGCUUGCUUACGCGUGAAGCGAAUGAACUAAAUAUAUCUGGCAUGAACUACAACAAAUUGGACCCUCGCCUGGUAAGUUUUUAUGUACAGAACGUGAAUGGUUUGAAAAAGCUAAUUUUUUCUGGGUGUUCAUUGGGGGACGCUGGAGCUGGGGCGAUUGGGGCAUUGAUCAAGCAGUGUUCUGUGACACAUGUGGAUUUGAGUGACAAUGGUAUAUCUGAUGCGGGACUUUCACAGUUUAUUGAAUCCGCCAAUCUUCAGCAACAUCCAACAAUUUUGUCACUGUCUUUUGCUCAAAAUAUUCGCAUCGGUAAUUAUGCCGCACAAGCCUUGCCGAAAAUACUUUUUGAAAAGAAUGACAAGAUCACAUUUUUUGAUCUUCACGAAACCUCUGUGACACCCAAAAUACGGUCCAUUAUUGAUCAUGAAUGUGAGCUUAACAAACAGCCUCAUUCCUUGAAGGAGGCAGUGGUUGCAAUACGGACCAAUAAUCCAUCAUGUACAGUAAUCAAUCUUCAGUGGGAAGAAGGCUUGGAAAGAGCGGCAUAUUUUAUUUCACCUGUCUUAAGGGACAAUACACAUUUGUUGGAGUUGAAUUUGGGGAACUGUGGCUUUGGUGAUAAAGGUGUGGAACUUUUAGCGGAGGCACUUAGAACCAAUUCUACUAUUCGGAUCAUCGCAAUUGCCAACAAUGGUAUCAAUUCUGAGGGGGCCAUUAAGCUUUUUCAGUGUAUUGUACGGCACCCGUCUUUGGAGGAAAUUAAUCUGGCAGGGAAUGGAAUUAAUGACGAAGCAGCUCUUUUACUUUUGAAUACACUUCGAAUCAAUGACAAGAUAAAGCGUGUCAAUAUUACCAAUAACUAUAUUGGUUUUGAUUACCUAAAUGAAGUGGAAAGUUUACUUCUUAUUAAUCAGUCACCCAAAAUCAUUCGGAAGCUUGUUGCCAAGAUUGAGGCAAAUGAACCCAGUUUGACAUCAAUAUCGUUGUCAGGGGGAUCAGAUGAAGGAUAUUACAAUGAUGUCUCGGUGAAGCUGCUUUGUCAAGCAUUGGUAUUAAAUACGAAGGUGACUAUUUUGGAUUUAUCCAAAAAUGUGGUUGCUGAUACAGGGGUAGGCUUUAUAGCUGAAAUGCUGAUGACUAACUCUGUUAUCACCCAUUUGAACAUUUCAGAUAAUUCUAUAUCCAAUCGUGGUGUUAAGCGUCUUUGUGCUGCUCUUCGUACGAAUGCGUCUCUUCAGGACCUAGAUCUCUCAAACAACGCGAUUACGGAUGAAGGAGUGGAUGAGUUUCCUGACAUGUUGAGGUACAAUGGUCGCUUGAUCCGGGUUGCAUUGGAUAAAACAGGAGUUACUACAGAUAUGCGCUCCAAGGUGGUUGAAGCGGUAGACCUCAACAAGGAGCCGAAAUGUCUUAAAGAUACAGUGUACAGACUACAAGCUGGAGAUGAAGCCUUACGCAAUGUGGAUCUUCGACGGGAAAAUUGUUCGCGUCCGUUGGAUGAUACUUCCAUUGAAACACUUUGUAUUCAUUUACAAGGAAGAUCAUUUGUGGAAGGUUUGUUUUUUCAAGGCAAUAAAAUUGGAACGAAAGGGUGUCAACACCUUGCUGCGCUUCUUGCACAAGAAGGUUGCGGUAUUCUUUCGCUGGAUUUGUCUUAUAAUCCUGUGGAUGAGGAGGGUCUCCAGGAAUUAUCAAUGGCUUUUUUAUCUCCACACAUCAAAUUGGAUACACUUAUGCUUGUUGGAACUGAAGUGACGUCUGCUGGAGUUACUGCUCUGGUUGAGGUAUUGAAGGUAAACACUUCACUUCAACAAGUGUUUACUCCCGAAAGGGUUUCCGCGGAUGCUUUUUGUGCAAUGAAUCAUGAGCUUAUGGUGAACUGUCAGCCAAGGUCACUGAAACCUCUGUUGACAAGUAUUGAUGCCAAUGAAAAUAUUCCAGAGGUCGUAUUAAGGGAUUCUCAAGUUCUUUUUACAGAUUCAGCUUGUCAACUUCUCAGUGCCUCGUUAGUGAAAAAUAACCACGUUGUUUCACUUGAUUUAUCACAUAAUAAGUUGACAUGCGAAAGUAUGCCGUUCCUUGUGGAAGCUCUCUCUCGAUCCCCAACGAUAUUGCACGUGAAUCUCUCACAUAAUUGUGUUGGUCUUGAAGGGGGAAGGGAGCUUGUGCUAUGCUUACAAGAGAAUGACCAUAUUCUUUCACUCAAUGUACAAGGUAAUGACAUCCCCGAAGAAACUGUAAAUGCAAUCAAUGAGUUGUUGUCGCUAAAUGCAGGUUCAAUUAAAUUGAAAAAGAUACUUCAUCAAUUCAGAAGAGGCGAAUUCCGUGAUGAAAUGAUUAACCUGAAUGGACAAGAUGAGGUCUACAAGCUUAAUGACAAUGAUGUGCGUCUUUUGAGUGAUGUUAUGGCAACAUCCACCACAUUACGUGCCGUUGAUCUUGGAUUGAACCAGAUAACGGACCUUGGAUGUGAGAUGAUUGCGGAUGUACUCCGGCGCAAUCAAAAGAUUGAAGCUCUCUACUUGGAUUACAAUCCAAUCGGGAACGCUGGUGGCGAGGCUUUGUAUAAUGCGUUGAAAGUCAAUCAUCAACUUCAUACUCUUUUUCUGGAGGGUUCCGACGUGCCCGAACAGAUAUGGGAAGAGCUUUUGGGUCUUCUUCAUGUUAAUGAAACUCCACUCAAGGAGAGAAUUAAUAUGCGGGGAAUGGACUUGGCCAACAUUGACGACCACACACAAUUUAAAAGCACAGAUUAUGCCAUUGCUCAAGAGGAAAAGGUGGGACAAGACGCUCUUUGUCUAUACGCAGAUGCUAACAAACCUCUUCUUCUUAAGAGCUGA
Molecule: messenger RNA, 3243 nt
Organism: Trypanosoma rangeli
Lineage: Eukaryota; Euglenozoa; Kinetoplastea; Trypanosomatida; Trypanosomatidae
Product: putative paraflagellar rod component
Exons: 1
Coding region: 1-3243 (1080 amino acids)
Biological process (GO): nucleocytoplasmic transport; activation of GTPase activity
Cellular component (GO): perinuclear region of cytoplasm; nucleus; cytosol
Molecular function (GO): GTPase activator activity; small GTPase binding
Source: RefSeq, a predicted model, not a curated record